CCUCCGUCUCUCUUCCCAACACUCAUCCCCAAAAAGGCACCGUGAGACGGUCUGCACGGCGGAGUCCUCUCGUCGUCUCUAGAAUGGAAACGGAAUUAAACGGGCUGUGGUUCGUCCGUCUCCGGUACUUUUCCUCUCUCACAGCAGCAGCAGCGUGUCUCCUCUCCGCUGAAUAACUUCAUAUUUCCUGGUCUCGCUUUCAGGAUAAACCAAACCAUCCAACUUGUUACUAAACUGUUCUGAAAGAAGGUCGCGGGUUCUUUCUUUUUUUAAUGGAUGGAGAAUUUUGAAUCGAUGGUGAGCGAGUUGAGGUCAAGCUGGUUGUGAAGGCGCUGGACUUGUCCCCCCCAAAGCCCCGGACACAGCAUGGCGGGAGUAGCAGCGUGGCUUCCCUUCGCCCGGGCGGCGGCCAUUGGCUGGAUGCCCGUGGCCAACCUGCCCAUGCCGGUGGCGCCCGCCGAGAAGAACAAGCGCCAGGACGAGAUGAUCAUCCUCAACGUCAGCGGGCGGCGCUUCGAGACCUGGAGGAACACGCUGGACCGCUACCCGGACACCCUGCUGGGGAGCUCGGAGAAGGAGUUCUUCUACAACGAGGAGACCAAAGAGUACUUCUUCGACCGGGACCCCGACGUCUUCCGCAGCGUGCUGAACUUCUACCGCACGGGGAAGCUCCACUACCCGCGCUAUGAGUGCAUCUCCUCCUACGAGGAGGAGCUGGCGUUCUUCGGCAUCAUCUCGGAGAUCAUCGGCGACUGCUGCUACGAAGAGUUUAAGGACCGGAAGCGGGAGAACGCCGAGCGUCUGAUGGACGACCAGGAGGACAACAAGGACGCCAAGCUGCCCAACAUGACCUUCCGGGAGACCAUGUGGCGGGCCUUCGAGAACCCCCACACGUCCACCAUGGCCCUCGUCUUCUACUACGUCACGGGCUUCUUCAUCGCGGUGUCCGUCAUCACCAACGUGGUGGAGACGGUGCCCUGCGGCACGUCGCCCAACCAGAAGGAGGUGCCGUGCGGCGAGCGCUACACCGUGGCCUUCUUCUGCAUGGACACGGCCUGCGUCAUGAUCUUCACCGUGGAGUACCUGAUGCGCCUGUACGCCGCGCCCAGCCGCUACCGCUUCAUGCGGUCCGUCAUGAGCAUCAUCGACGUGGUGGCCAUCCUGCCGUACUACAUCGGCCUGGUGAUGACCGACAACGAGGACGUGAGCGGCGCCUUCGUGACGCUCCGGGUUUUCCGCGUCUUCCGCAUCUUCAAGUUCUCCCGCCACUCGCAGGGCCUGCGCAUCCUGGGCUACACGCUGAAGAGCUGCGCCUCGGAGCUGGGCUUCCUGCUCUUCUCCCUCACCAUGGCCAUAAUUAUCUUCGCCACCGUCAUGUUCUACGCCGAGAAGGGCUCCAGCUCCAGCAAAUUCACCAGCAUCCCGGCCUCCUUCUGGUACACCAUCGUUACCAUGACAACGCUCGGGUACGGAGACAUGGUCCCUAAGACGAUCGCGGGGAAGAUCUUCGGCUCCAUCUGCUCUCUGAGCGGGGUGCUGGUGAUCGCCCUGCCCGUCCCCGUCAUCGUGUCCAACUUCAGCCGCAUCUACCACCAGAACCAGAGAGCAGACAAGCGGCGGGCGCAGAAAGUACAGAAAGCCCGAUUGGCCAGGAUACGAAUAUCCAAGCAGGGAACCUCCGACGCCUUCCUCCACAGCAAGCGAAACGGCCUGUUCAACGAAGCUCUGGAGUUCACGCAACUUCCGUACAAGAUGAACCUCUCAGAUCAGAGCUCCACUGAGGAGGAGCAGCGGUUAAGUAAGUCCACCUCUCUACUGGAGAGCCAGCACCACCACCUGCUGCACUGUCUGGAGAAAACCACCAACCACGAGUUUGUGGACGAGCAGUAUUACCAGCAGAGCUACCUGGAGGCGGGGCUGCAGAAUUACCCGUCUCGAAGCCCCUCCCUCUCCAGCCGAGACGGCGUGACGGGCACGUGCUGCUCCCGGCGCAGCAAGAAGCACCACACCCCUUUACAGAACGCCAGCGGCCCAGCACACAUGCAGCCUUUGGCGCACGCCCACCAACGGGGGGGCUUACAGGAGCUCAGCACCAUCCACAUCCAGCCCCUCAGCACCAGGUGAGCUACGACGGUGAGGUGACGUCCGGCGUCCAAGCCACGCCGGGUUAGAGAACUGUGGAGUGAGAUUGUGACGUGCACACAAAGAGUUCUAGUGUGCACGUGUUCCCUCAACCGGCCUCACGGAGAGAUUUGUUUGUUGAAAUUAUUUUUGGUGAAAUAAGAGUUAACUGUACUGGCACUUAAUGCACAUUCAUAAGACCAUAUAAUACGUUCAUAAGGCUUUUUAAAUCUCCUUAUAAAUGUUUAUCAUCACGCAUGACAACUUAGAACGCGUUUAUAAAGUAUUAUAGUUAAAUUCAGCAUUCAUAACGCUUCAACAGUGUUUGACAGAAGAAUGCGAGUCCUGGGUUACACGGCACAUUAAACCUUAAGCCCGAUAUAAAGACACGCACAGAACUGCUCUAACGUAUCAGAACAUUAUAUAUUAUAAGUUCCUGAGAUGGAAUAAUGUCUUAUGAACAUCAAUAAUAUGCUACAGCAGGACUGUGUGAGCUCUGUGUUAAGUGACAGCUCUGUAAGGUUAUUAAAAGUUGUGUGAUAAUAUAGCACUUAUGAGGACAGUUGUUACUGGCUGUGAGCCAAGCGUUUUAUCAAAACCAUGUCGAGCCUUUGGUGUCCAAAACACACAAGUAUAGUGAUCUAUAUAUGCGGCAUAUGGAUGUUAAAUAACAAAGAAAAAAUAGAGAAGUAUUGGCGCCAACCCAACAGUAGAAAACGGAUUAUUCACUUCUACAGAAUGAAGAAAUGACAGAGUGAUGACCACUCAUGAGCGUCUGGCGACGGUGCACCAGGAGUAAGGAAAGAGAGAGAAGUAUUGGAGUCAAGGCACCAGCAGGAAGCAACUUAUUCACUCCUACAAAAUGCUCAAAAGCUCACCGACAACCACACAAUGAGCAUCUGGCGACGGCGCACCAGAAUAAAGAAGAUGAGAGAGAAAUAUUAGUGUCAGCACACCAGUAGAACACAACUUAUUCACUCUACAAAAUGCUCAAAAGUGCACCAAUAACUACACACAAUGAGCGUCCGGCUGAUAUUUCUGUUGAUAAAAACAUGUCGUGGAUUUUGGAAAUGAUUACAUCUGUAUCUCUUGUGAGUGGAUAGUGGACUAUUGCUCACAAUGUUUCUGUAAAUGAUAACUCAAAUGUCAGCGUUAUGGAACAUCUCUAUAUUAAUGUAUUUAUUUGCACUUACUUUAUUGGUAGUAAGUGUUCGCUUGUCCCUCUGGACAAAGACGUCAAUGAAGUCCUCGUUGUUCGGUGUGUUCCUCGGUUCCGUAGGUCCUUCCUGUCUCACCGGCCUGCUGAGGUGGUAGAAAGGUAUCGUUAGUGUUCGGUCUCCUGCACAUCGCUGCCUUCAUGCUCUCAACAUAUCAGACUUUAAUCUGAUCAGAGCAAAGAAGCUUUGUGAAGAUGAGCCGACGCUUUGACACCUUGUGGCAAAGUCAAGCUCCUCCAGACGGUGAAACCUCGAUUUCAUUUGCACAAUGAUGUCGUGAAGAAUAUUGAAUAACUUUCAUAUUAAUAUUCUUGUGUAACUUCAUUACAUUUCUUAAUACAAUUAUCAUAAAAACAGCUUUUUGCUGAUUGAUUUAAGGCACACAUGUCUCUGAAGAAGAAAACAUCUGUCAGGUCGAAGAUGAGAGCCGGAGGUCAAAUCCUGAGGCCAGAAUAAGAGUCUCGCCAUCUGAGCGUUACAUCAUCACUUCUGGAACACUCGGCAGAGAUCUGCUUUAGUUUUAGGUUUAUUUUGCACAAUUCAGAAAAAAUACACAAAGAUAGCGGAGAUAAAUAAUAUCACAGUGCAGAGGAAUAAACCCCACUGGGCUUAUUUCAAGCCUUCACUUAUAUAAUAUUAAAAUAUUAUAGAGAACACAAACAUCUACUAUAUACAUUUAUAUCUACACGUAAUAUGAAUGACAACGUAUUUUAACAAGAUACGAUGUCAACAAAAGAAUAAAGAGUGUGUGUGUGUGUGUGUGUAAGCGUGGGCUUAUGUUGGAUAGUUUGCACCAGCCGAGCAUUAUAGUUCCUGACAGAUGAUGCUCUGAUGAUGCAGCAUUUCACAGCUUCAUACAGUAAACGUGUGUUUAAUUGAGGCCAAAUUUCCACAAAGGAAUUCAUUUUGCAGAUCAAAAUAUAUGAACCAAAUUCAAAUAUUGUGCAUGUACAAUAUUUAUAGAUUGUUACAUUUUAGCUCCUUUACCAGCUGUUCAGCUCAGAGGCCAUCACAUGUCGUCAUAUAUGCAAUCUACUCCAACACAGUUCUACUUUUAUACUCAAUAGUGUGACUAAACCGUUCAUCUUGUUCUGCAAACACACGCAGCAUCAUUUCCAUGACAGAGCAGAGAUACUCUCAGCUAAAAUGUUUUCCACAUAGUUCAACACCUUCAUUUUCUCUCUUUUGAAUAUUUUAUUUUGCUUUUUCAAGGACAAACACAUUCACGUAUGUGUCAGGAUUAUGGGACAGUCUGGGGGGGGGGGGGGAACCCAACGCAGAAACACACGGGAGCAGAAGGAUUUAAUACCAAAACAAAAAAUGUGCAAAGUAAAGCUGGCAGUGCAAGGAAGCCCAACAAACGUGGAACAAAAGAAUCCAAGGGAGAAAACAAGGGGCGGGCAAAAGUUAAAAACCGGAAAAAGUUAUCAAAAAACAAUGGAGAGGGAAACACACUGACACAACACAACAAGGAGCAACACUGGGAACAUACCAUGGACGAGCAUAUCAGGGCAGACCAGAGACCAGCAGGUCACACAGCAGACACUGAGACAAGAGGCACUCAGGGUUUAAAUACACUGAGGAGGUGCAGGUGAUGAGACACAGCAGGGCUCAAUCAAGGGCGGGGCAGACAACCACACAGGAGAGGAAACAGACAAGGACAGGAA
Messenger RNA from Anarrhichthys ocellatus (wolf-eel), 5005 nucleotides. It is a transcript of the gene kcnd3, whose product is annotated as potassium voltage-gated channel, Shal-related subfamily, member 3. The record is from RefSeq and is a predicted model, not a curated record. Lineage: Eukaryota; Metazoa; Chordata; Actinopteri; Perciformes; Anarhichadidae. Gene Ontology annotation, biological process: action potential; protein homooligomerization; potassium ion export across plasma membrane. The coding region runs from base 367 to 2124 and encodes 585 amino acids. Gene Ontology annotation, cellular component: voltage-gated potassium channel complex; neuronal cell body; dendritic spine. Gene Ontology annotation, molecular function: A-type (transient outward) potassium channel activity; protein binding. The transcript has 8 exons.